Messenger RNA from Homalodisca vitripennis (glassy-winged sharpshooter), 2037 nucleotides. Its product is annotated as cytochrome P450 4C1-like. Gene Ontology annotation, molecular function: heme binding; oxidoreductase activity, acting on paired donors, with incorporation or reduction of molecular oxygen; iron ion binding. NCBI's taxonomy places the organism in Eukaryota, Metazoa, Arthropoda, Insecta, Hemiptera, Cicadellidae. The record is from RefSeq and is a predicted model, not a curated record. The transcript is spliced from 12 exons. Bases 1 to 1671 code for a protein of 556 amino acids.
AUGCCACACCGGUCCAAGCGAGGGCGACCUUGGGCCACUGUCCGCCGGUCGCCGGAAGUUCAUAUCACACAGUUAUCGAAUUUGGUCCCAGUAGGUAAGAUGGAGGGCUAUCAGCUGCACUCUGUGAGGUCGGCCUCUGUCAACGUGUUCAGCGUGUUGACCACUCUGGCCGUGUUCUUCAGCAUCGUGUAUGUGGCGCUGUUCAAGUGGAGGCGUCGUCGUUUGGAGAAGCUGGCCUCACAGCUGCCGGGCCCGCCCGCCCUUCCUGUCAUCGGCAACGGCCUCGAGUUCUUGGGAGAUCCAGAAGAGGUGAUGGCCAAGAUACUCGCGCUCUGUAGCAGGUACGAGUCGCCAUUCCGCAUCUGGAUAGGUCCCAUCCUGCUCAUUGUGGUCAGCCGUCCGGACGACCUCCAGAUCGUGUUGAACAGCUCCAAGACAUUGGAGAAGGAUCCACUCUACAGGUUCUUCAGGAACACUGUGGGCACAGGAUUAUUCUCAGCUCCUGUGGAUAAAUGGAAGCGGAACAGACGAGCGAUUACCCCAGCCUUCAAUACCCGCUUGCUGGAACAGUUUGUGCCGGUGUUCAACCAGCAGAACCGUGUGCUAGUGGCCAAGCUGGGCGAGAGGGUGGGCCAUGGGCUUUUCGACGUCUGGGACUACGUCAGUCCUGCUACUUUAGACAUUAUCUGUCAGACAGCCCUGGGGGUGGACGUCAAGGCUCAGGACGACCCAGAGUCUGACUUCGCACAAGCCUUACCGAGAGCGUCAGAGCUGGACUACAUGAGAAUAUACAAGUUCUGGCUUCAUCCUGACUUCAUCUUCAAUAGAGUGAGUUACGCAAAGGAGCUUCGACAAGUCUAUAAGCAGUUGCAUGGGCUUCCUAAUGCGGUUAUUCAACAGAAGAAAGAAGAAUUUCGAAAGAAAAAAGAAGCAGCCUUGAACAGUCCUCAACAUGUAGAAGAAUCGGAUAGCAAAGGCGAGAAAGGAUUGAAAGUGUUCCUGGACAUUCUGCUGGAACUGAAAGACGGAGGAAACACAUUCACGGACGAUGACUUGAGGGAUGAAGUUGUCACAAUGAUGGUGGGGGGAAGCGAAACCAGCGCGCUGACUAACUGUUUCUGUCUUCUGAUGCUGGCAAUGCACGAGGAUAUCCAAGAUAAAGUAUUUGAAGAAGUAUACAACAUUUUUGGAAACUCUAGCAGAGAGGUCACAAUGGAAGAUCUGAACCAGAUGGUGUACCUCGAGAUGGUUUUGAAAGAAACUCUUCGCAGGUUCCCUGUUGGACCACUUUUCCUUCGCCAAGUCAAAGAGGACAUUGAACUGACAAAUUAUAUUCUGCCUGCUGGAUGCAGUGUAGUCAUCGCCCCUAUAGCAACUCACAUGAACCCUACCCUCUACACUGACCCUGAGAGGUUCAACCCCGAACGUUUUAGCCCAGAGAAUCUCAGCAUGAGGCAUCGUUACAGCUUCAUCCCCUUCAGUGGUGGACCUAGGGGUUGUAUAGGUUCAAAAUACGCAAUGUUGUCCAUGAAGACAACCAUCUCCACAAUACUGAGGAACUACAAACUAUCCACGUCUGUCAAAAUGGAGGACAUCAAACUGAAAGUUGACUUGUUGAUGAGAAGUGUAGAUGGCUUCAGACUGAGACUGGAGCCGAGACAAUACUCAUGACACUCAUGAGAACCAAUUUUCUGUAUAUAGUAGACUCUAGAGUAGUCCUACAAGAGUUUUACGACAGAUUUAGAUUGUACUGUAUAUUGUAAAAUAUUUUAGUAUUAGAAUUAGGUAAAUUAUUUUAUAUUUACAAUACUUGUAAUUUCGCAUAUCAUAAUUUUAUGAAUGGACGCCAAAUUUAUGUUUUGGCGAUAACGAGAUAACAUCAUCUAGAUGACACUGAAACUUUUAGUGAAUGUGAUAUCAAUGCAUUAUAAACUUAACAUUUAAUGGAGGGCCAAAAAGACAAAAUUUCACACAACUUUUUGUUUGUAAACACAAGUUUUUUUAAUAUUCUUAAAUAAUACUAUUUAUUUAUAAUCU